UCAACUUUAGAAGCUUCAACCUUCAGCCACGGACAAAAUCGUCAUUAUCACUUUUCGAUCGAAAGAGGUUGUUUCAAUAAAGUUACACCGCAUUUAAAUACUUAAAAUGUGGGCUAAAGUCGUCACGCUGCUGUGCGUUUUACAUUCGAUGGAAGCGGUCUUUAUGAUCACGCUGCCAUCGGUUGAAGUGGAGAAGAAAAUCGAAGAGUUGGGAAAACGUAAACCCUAUUUGAUGCUAUCUCCAAACGAUGCUUCGUCGACACCCAAGAAUUUGACCAACAUCGAAGGGGAACUUCACAGACAACCAACCGAAGCUAAAAAUCUAGUCGAUUUGGCCGAAUCGCUCAAUUUAACAACUCUCGUCAAAGCGUUGGAACAGACAGGCUUGGAUGACAUAAUUGACCAUGAAGGGAAGUAUACUUUGUUUGCUCCAACGAAUGAAGCUUUUCUUAAUAUUCCAAAAUGGGCAAGCAACAUUCCGUUGAAGGAGCUUCUCAGUUUUCAUGUAGCUCGUGGUCUCAUCCAUGCUGAUGAAAUCCACAAUGACAUGUUGGCUCGGUCCAUUCUCUCCAAGCGUGACAUUCGCUUAAACAUUUACAAGAAUGGAGAUGUAGUUACUGCAAAUGGCAGCCCCAUCACUGCUGUCAACUUCACAGCUCAUAAUGGCGUUCUCCACAUCAUCGACCGCGUGAUGGUAUCUAUCUACGAGCGCGGAGGCACCAUUGUUAAGCAAUUAGGUCGAUGCCCUUCCUUUAAGACGCUUACAAAGUUGAUCACCAUCGCCGGACUGACUGAUGCCCUGCACGCAAAAGGACCUUUCACUCUCUUUGCCCCAUCUGAUGAUGCUUUUGCCAAGAUGCCCGCAGAUUGCAUCAAACAUUUGGUUGAUAACCCACCUUUGCUUCGCCAAGUUCUGCUCUUCCACGUUGCCCAAGGAAGCUGGUUCAGCGCUGGUCUCGAAGAUGGUAUGUCAUUGGAAUCUCUUCAGAAUUCAAAGCUGUCCGUCACCAUCCAAGAAGGCUCUGUUAUGAUCGCCGGAAAAGCUACGGUAACCGGACCAGAUGGUCUUGGCAGUAAUGGGGUUAUCCAUGGCAUCGACAAUGUGCUCAUUCCUCCAUCAAUGGAAAAGAAAAUGGCCAAAUUCAUGUUGAAAUCGGCCAAGAAACAAAGGCGUCUCAUUGGGUCGAACAAAGAUUAAAUUUGAAUGAAUUAAGUGUACUGUCACUACUCCCCAAUUUAAGUUUUCUCUUUACAGUACACGUAAACGAUUAUAGUCUUUUUCAGGCAUUGAUAGUUUUCUGCGAUAUCUUCGAAUCUUCGUUGUAGAAAUAAACAAUUCAACGAUCUUA
Molecule: messenger RNA, 1349 nt
Organism: Daphnia pulicaria
Lineage: Eukaryota; Metazoa; Arthropoda; Branchiopoda; Diplostraca; Daphniidae
Product: transforming growth factor-beta-induced protein ig-h3-like
Exons: 5
Coding region: 107-1198 (363 amino acids)
Biological process (GO): extracellular matrix organization; cell adhesion
Cellular component (GO): extracellular matrix
Molecular function (GO): cell adhesion molecule binding
Source: RefSeq, a predicted model, not a curated record